CGUGAGGUACCCGCGCAGGGUCCAACGCGACUUCCCAACAACGAAAUUAAGCUCGUCCACCCCGGGGCCCUGCGAUUCCAUCACCCGCACCCUCUCCUACUACCGGCUCAUCGAUCAGCGGCGCCUUGCGAAAGUUGCGAUGGCGUCGGGACGCGAUGUGCGCGAUAUGCUCGGGCUGCCUGCUGCCGGCGGUGAUGCGCCAAAGGCAGUAGGUCCAGCAGCCGUGGCAGCGCAGACUCAGAAGCGCUCAAAGCCUGCAGGAGGGAGCAGGAAGAUACAGGGCGUUGCGCGCGAGGUUGCUGCGCUAUAUGGCGAACGGCCGCCACCUGUCGCCGUCUACGAGGAGAAGAAGGCGUAUCGGGCGAAGAGACAGAGCACAGGGCCUGCAAAGAGAUGGGUACAACAGCCAUUUAUGAAUCCGGCGCGCAACGAUGGCCUCGUCCUCAAGCACUGGCGGCGCAAGCCCACGACCGCACCACCCGUACAGGAAGCCGACGACGCGCCGAUGCAAGAAAGCGACACCGCCGAUAACUAUAUCGAGACGUGCGCCGACUACGCCAAAUACGACAUCAAAGUAGACAUGCCUGGCUUCACAGACGAGGAAUACGACCAGUACCUACGGAGCGACGACUGGAGUCGCGAGGAGACAGACUACUUGUUCGAAGUAGUAAAAGACUACUCGUAUCGCUGGCCUGUGAUAUGGGAUCGCUACGACUACAAGCCGACGCAACCACGUCCAUCAGAACCUGCGAACAGCGAGGAUCAAGCGCUAGCCACCAUGCCCUUUGCGCCCUCGAAGAAGCGGUCGCUAGAGGAUCUCAAAGCACGUUUCUACGAUAUCUCAGCCAAGCUCAUGAAGCAGCGUAUACCAGAAGUCUCCAUGGACGCCGACCAAUACAGCCUCUACGAGAUGCUCACAAAGUUCGAUCCGGUUAUGGAGCGGAAUCGAAAGAUGUUGGCCACGGCACUCAUCAACCGCACAAUGGACGAGGUCAAAGAGGAGGAGUUCCUGCUCACCGAGCUCCAGCGCAUCAACAUGGCAGCCAACCGUCUCGAUGCCGAGCGCGAAGAACUCCGGGCACGACUGGACGCACCACCGCAGAACCAGGCAGUCUCCGCAGGACUACAAGCCUUUACAUCAUCACAAGCCCUCCAAGCCCUCUUCCAACAGCUGUUCCAGCAGGAUCGGAGUAAGAAACGCGCAUCUGGCGGUGGAACAGGACCUGGUAGACUCAGCCUCUCCGCAAACGAUAUGGUACACACUCCUGGUUCAGCACAACAACAGCUCUCAGCAGCAAAUCGACGGCAAAGCAUGGCACAGAAUCAACAACCCACCGCCCAGACGCCUGUCAAGCACCUCUCUCCACAUCAAGAGCACCGCUUCAACGUCUCAACACACGACAGACUUACCUCGGGUGUCACAUUUGGCUCGGACAAGUUGCUUAAAAUGCGACAAGCCAAGAGCAAUGUCCAGACCCAGAAGAUCGGCCAAAUGCUCGCGGCAUUGGGCGUCAGUGACAUCGUCAGCAUACCAACAAGCAAGGUCGGCGAAGUCUUUGAGAAUCUCGUCUCGAAAGUUAGCAAACUACUCGACGUACGUAAGGUCCGCGAGAAGGAGGAGGGAGAGUGCAAAGUCUUGCUUGCAAUGAAGGCUCGACGAGACGGCGGCGGCGAAGGAGGCGAAGGACAACCAAAACAAGAAGUCCCUGAUUCACAACACCAGACACCCGGUGGCGACGACGACGGCGACGGCGACGGGGAGAACGACGACGAGGAAGACGAAGACGACGUUAACAAGAACUACGGAGAUGAUGCCGAAGCCGAUAGGGAUGACCACGAAGACAACAACGACGCUGAUAACCCCGACGAUGACGCCGAAGGCGAGGAAGAUGAGGGUGGUUUUAACGGCGAAGACGACGAUGGCGACGUGGAUGCAGAAGGCGAAGAUGAGAGCAGUAAACAGCAGUCUCGAGCGACUAGUCAAGGCGCACCGGGUCAAAGCCAUAAGAGGAGCGCUAGUGUCUUCUCGCAAGGCAGUGAGGUCAGUAGCAAACGGGCGAGGAAAUGAGGGUUUUGGCUUUUGACUAGAGGUCUGUUUUCUGCUUUUGAACUUCUGCUUUUGGUAGCAUAGCGAUGGCGUUGGAUUGGAUCGGCAAGAAGAAGGGAAAAUAUCUGUCAUUGGGAACAUGAUACGGAUAUGCAUAUGGAUGGGACUGGGAUAGCCCUAUUGGUAUUGUUAUCGAUGAU
Messenger RNA from Alternaria rosae, 2247 nucleotides. RefSeq lists its product as uncharacterized. Bases 140 to 2068 code for a protein of 642 amino acids. NCBI's taxonomy places the organism in Eukaryota, Fungi, Ascomycota, Dothideomycetes, Pleosporales, Pleosporaceae. The transcript is spliced from 3 exons. The record is from RefSeq and is a predicted model, not a curated record. Gene Ontology annotation, biological process: chromatin remodeling; negative regulation of transcription by RNA polymerase II; DNA repair. Gene Ontology annotation, cellular component: NuA4 histone acetyltransferase complex; Swr1 complex. Gene Ontology annotation, molecular function: transcription corepressor activity.